Molecule: messenger RNA, 1899 nt
Organism: Penicillium lagena
Lineage: Eukaryota; Fungi; Ascomycota; Eurotiomycetes; Eurotiales; Aspergillaceae
Product: GPI-anchored transamidase subunit GAA1
Exons: 3
Coding region: 1-1899 (632 amino acids)
Biological process (GO): attachment of GPI anchor to protein
Cellular component (GO): membrane; GPI-anchor transamidase complex
Source: RefSeq, a predicted model, not a curated record
AUGCUAGCUAAAAUCCGCGAUCUGCGGAACAAUCCUCACCUCCUUUUUGUCCGUCUUCCAAACCUCUUAUCGCUUGCCUGUAUCGUCGUCGGCGUCGUUUGGCUCUUGCUCCUCCCCCUCAACGAGUACUCCCGACAAACCUACAUCUCCGAAAAUGCACUUCUCCCGGGCCAGGUCCACGCGUAUUUUUCGGGUAGCGAGCAGAAUAUCUUCCGUGGAUACAAGAAGGAAUUGGAAGGGCUGCUGAACGAGGGACGUGAUCAAGGUGUCCCUCCAGCCGAGGCGGGCCAGACUCCAGCGGUCUCCAGCAAAAUCCAGUCGAUUCUGCAAGCUGCGGGAUUGAAGGUUGCAACGCAGAAAUACGAAUAUACCUCUGCGGGCAUUACGCACGAAGGCGAGAAUGUCUACGCUAUCAUCCACGCGCCGCGCGGCGAUGCCACAGAGGCAAUGGUGCUGGUCGCGGCGUGGAAGACGGCCAAUGAUGAGCUCAAUUUGAAUGGUGUCACCUUAGCCUUGACAUUGGCUCGGUACUUCAAGCGGUGGUCAUUAUGGUCCAAGGAUAUCAUCUUCGUCUUUACACCUGACAGUAAAUCUGGGACACAGGCGUGGAUCGAUGCGUACCAUGACAUGCACCCUGCCUCUGUACAACCUCUCCCAUUGAAGAGCGGAGCAUUGCAGGGCGCUCUGGUGAUUGAAUACCCCUUUGACCACCGCUUCCAGUCCCUGCACAUCGUGUACGAUGGUGUGAACGGCCAAUUGCCCAAUCUCGAUCUGUUCAACACGGCCGUCGCCAUCGCCAGCAACCAGAUGGGCAUCGGAUCGAGUCUGCAGGAGAUGUGGAAGCACGACGACAGCUACCAGGCCCGACUGCAAACCAUUCUGCGUGGCAUGGCUAAGCAGGGUCUGGGGUAUGCCACCGGCGCUCACAGCAGCUUCAUGCCUUAUCAUAUCGACGCGAUCACCCUGCAGCCCAAGGGGGAAGGCUGGGAGGACGAGAUGGCCCUGGGCCGCACCAUCGAGAGCAUCUGCCGCAGUUUGAAUAAUCUGCUAGAGCACCUGCAUCAGAGCUUCUUCUUCUAUCUGCUUAUGCAGUCCAAUCGCUUCGUCAGUAUCGGCACGUACCUGCCCAGCGCUAUGUUGAUUGCGGGUAAUUUUACCAUCAUGGCGAUUGCGCUGUGGAUGCGCACGGGGUACUACUCUGGCACUAUUUCGACCACCCCGGCAACCGCUGGGGACAAGAGAGAACAGCCAUCUAACAAGAAAGUGACCUCGGGUAAGCCUGUGGCGGACGUCAAGCUGCAGGAGAGCGGCGUUGCUGAAAGACAUCUGGCUCUGCCACUGACCCUGGUCGUCGGACUACACUUGCUGGGCCUUAUUCCACUCUGGCUCUUCAAUACGCUUCCGCACCAGUAUCUCCCCACCAGUGCCUAUGCCUUUGUCAUCGUCGACAUCGUCCUCCCCUUAGUCUUGGCCGCCCUACUAUCUCAUGGCCUCGGCCUCUCCGCCCCCAUCAUCCCCCAGCAAUACCAACUGAUCAAAUCCUUCUCCUUGCUUCUGUUGGGCCUCUCGCUUUCAACUCUGGCAACCCUCAACUUCUCCCUUUCGUUCAUGGUCGGGCUCCUCUGCGCCCCGCUCAGUUUCAUCGAGCGGCUUCAGAGCCCGUCCAGGCCUGUGCGCUCCACUAUUUCCGGCAUCGGCUUUUUGUGCCUGAAUCUCCUGUCUCCGCCGAGUGUUCUGCUGGGGGUGUGCUGGUACACCGGGGUGUCUGUGGAGACAGUUCUGACGCAGGCGGCUUUCGGGUGGGAUGUGUGGGGGGUCUGGACGCAGGUGGUUGUCUGGUGUGUCUGGUGGCCGGCGUGGUUGAUCGGCUGUGUGCUCUUGGGGGCGUCGAUGUUUUGA